AUGAUUUCAGAAGCAGGACUCUCAGGUUCAAAGCCCAAGAAGACCUCAAUGGAACGGAAUUUGAAGCUUACAAGCAUAGAGUUUGAUGAGAUUGUGAAGGAGAACACUGGUGAGAGCAUCCUGGAAGACAGAAGUCUCUUUCAAAGAUUAAUUGGAAAGCUUUUGUACUUGACAAUCACAAGACCUGAUAUUGCAUAUGCUGUGCAGAGCCUAAGCCAGUUUAUGCAUGCUCCAAAGAAGUCUCAUUAUGAGGCUGCAUUACAUGUUGUGAAAUAUAUUAAAGAUCAACCAGGACUAGGACUUCUAAUGUCGAGCAAUAGUACAGAAAGAGUUCAAGGUUUUUGUGACUCAGAUUGGGGAGCAUGUCCCAUGUCCAGGAAAUCAGUAACAGGAUUCUGUGUCAAACUAGGGAAUUCUCUCAUUUCAUGGAAAGCAAAGAAGCAGUCCACCAUCUCAAGGAGCUCAGCUGAGGCUGAGUACAGAAGUAUGGCUCAUACAGUGGUAGAGUUGACAUGGUUAAGGGGUCUGCUAAAGGAACUAACAAUUGAUGUUACAGAGCCUAUGGAGUUGUUUUGUGACAACAAAGCUGCCUUGCAGAUUGCUGCAAACCCGUUUAUCACGAAAGAACUAAACAUAUAG
Molecule: messenger RNA, 639 nt
Organism: Nicotiana attenuata
Lineage: Eukaryota; Viridiplantae; Streptophyta; Magnoliopsida; Solanales; Solanaceae
Exons: 1
Coding region: 1-639 (212 amino acids)
Source: RefSeq, a predicted model, not a curated record